AUGGCUGGUGCUGCAAAGUUCAGUUUUUCCGUGAGGAGCAUCCUGGAUUUGCCUGAAAAUGACGCAGAGACAGUGCAGCCCUCCCCCGGUAACUCCUGCUCCAGCUCCCCUUACUCCUCCUGGAUGGACAGCGACCGGACCCCUUGUCUCUCUUCAGAUGAGAGCAGCCUGGAGACUGCCCCACACUCUACCAAGUCAGAUGAGUCUUCUCUGGACUCAGAGGCCGAGAAGAAGAAGAAGUGCCGCGUGCUCUUCUCCAAGGCCCAGACCUUUGAGCUCGAGAGGCGUUUCCGUCAGCAGCGCUAUCUGUCAGCACCAGAGCGCGAGCAGAUUGCCCAUCUCCUCCGCCUGACGCCGACGCAGAUUAAGAUCUGGUUCCAGAACCACCGGUACAAAAUGAAGAGGUCACGAGCGGAGGGAGAGUCACAAGACAUAAACCAACCGCCUAUGUUGCGCAGAGUAGUGGUACCCAUCCUAGUUCGGGAUGGCAAGCCGUAUCAGACCUGUUUCAUUGACACGGAGAAAGGAGGCUGUCUUGGACCGAACACAUGCCCGGGUACACCCUUCAGUUUUGGGUACCAGUCUUUCCAGCAUCCGUCGCCGUUCGCUCUACCUCAACAAUACCAGCACUUUGCCAGCCCGGCAGCAUCCAGACACACCUUUGCUUGGAGAGACUUUCUGAAUGACUCAGCUCAAUUCAGUGCUUUUAAAUGA
Messenger RNA from Salvelinus namaycush (lake trout), 714 nucleotides. Its product is annotated as homeobox protein Nkx-2.8-like. The record is from RefSeq and is a predicted model, not a curated record. Gene Ontology annotation, cellular component: nucleus. The transcript is spliced from 2 exons. NCBI's taxonomy places the organism in Eukaryota, Metazoa, Chordata, Actinopteri, Salmoniformes, Salmonidae. Bases 1 to 714 code for a protein of 237 amino acids. Gene Ontology annotation, biological process: cell differentiation; regulation of transcription by RNA polymerase II. Gene Ontology annotation, molecular function: DNA-binding transcription factor activity, RNA polymerase II-specific; RNA polymerase II cis-regulatory region sequence-specific DNA binding.